Molecule: messenger RNA, 810 nt
Organism: Orbilia oligospora ATCC 24927
Lineage: Eukaryota; Fungi; Ascomycota; Orbiliomycetes; Orbiliales; Orbiliaceae
Exons: 2
Coding region: 1-810 (269 amino acids)
Source: RefSeq, a predicted model, not a curated record
AUGCCUCCCAAGACGCCCAGCAAAUCCAAACUCGGGUCGGCUCUCCAGACCAUCCCGGAGACUCCUACUGAAGCUCCAGGGCACAUUCCGCAUAAAACUAUGCGUCUCAGAUACAUCCGGGACGGAGCCGCGAGAAUACUUUCUAAAACGCUGGGCAAAAAUAUCGAGGCCAAGGAAGUCAGUUUCAUGGCCUAUGCUAAAACAAAGUACAAUUGGUUUAUAGCCGUUACUACAAUUCUUAACGAAGAAAUCGGCACCAGGUUUACGACAGAGUAUGACCUACCGGACUGGACUAAAGAACCAAUGUGGCUUUGGAAGUCCCAUCAAUCUAUGCGAAUGAUCGAUUGGCUGGAUCACAAAUUCCUGAAGGCUGAGAUCAUUGAAGGCAAAGCUCCGAGAGUUAGGGAGAAUAAACUUGGAGAUCUUGCUGGAACGAAAAAAAUCGAGAUGUUACACCUAACGACACUCUUCAAUGCCCAAACCAAAGGGCAGAGGAGGGCUCGCAAGAGGGCUCUUGAGAAUCCGUGGACCCAGCCAUCAGUAAACGUCAAAGAGCCUGCAUCGGACUUUAUCGCCUGGAUGACUGGAUCUGCUGACCACGAAACUAUCCGCGAGAUGAAUGAAGAGUAUCUUGGUAUUAAAGACAAGGAUGAGGAAAGGCGUCGUCGAGGUGUCUACAUAUCCUAUGGUGGAUUUGGAGGAGACCCUGUCAUUACUGAAGCCCCUAUGGAUGAGGAAAUUCUUGAUGCUCAAGAAAUAGCAGAAGAUGGUUCAGAGGGUGUGGAAUGGUCAAUUUCUUACGUUGAGUGA